UCUGAUGUUCGACCUUUCCCAUGCUUCCUAUGCACCCGAGCGUUUGCGCGUAAACAUGAUUUACAGCGCCAUAUUCGCGUCCAUACCGGCGCCAAACCCUAUGCAUGCCCCAGCUGUGAAAAAGCAUUUGCGCGUACCGAUGCCCUCAAGCGACACUUGCGU
Molecule: messenger RNA, 162 nt
Organism: Radiomyces spectabilis
Lineage: Eukaryota; Fungi; Mucoromycota; Mucoromycetes; Mucorales; Radiomycetaceae
Exons: 1
Biological process (GO): regulation of transcription by RNA polymerase II
Molecular function (GO): DNA-binding transcription factor activity, RNA polymerase II-specific; RNA polymerase II cis-regulatory region sequence-specific DNA binding
Source: RefSeq, a predicted model, not a curated record